UGCCCUUCACCCCCGGAACCCUUUCGGCCUCUCACGCUUCUCUCUCCCCCAACCCUCCGCUCUCUUUUCUCCCCCGUUUGGCCGUCUCUGUGCUUCUUUCUCUCUCCUUCUAAUCUCUGCUACGUCAUAUGGUUGCGAUCCAGAUUGUCUCCCUUCGCUGCUGUCCCGAUUUCCCCUCAAUAUUUCUUCUUCAUCUCGCGCGCAUCCCGAUUUCUGUCGUGAUCCCUCACCACCUCCGCCGUAAUUGUGAUGUCGGCGGCGGGUUCUCCGGCGACUGAGUUGCCGGACAGAUCCUCGUCGGAGGAUCAAUUUCAGGCGAACAAUCCGACCCGGAAGUCACGUCCUGCGCGGGCGUGCACCGCCCGCACUUCAGCUCGACUGCAGGCUCCCUUGCCGGCGCUGGAGCCCCGCUCCAUCACCGUUGGUGUUGUCACUCGUCGGGAGAAGGAGGAGCAGCAGCCGGCUAGCCGGAUCAUCACUUCGUUAACGCAGCCGCCAACGUCGGCUCAGCUUCCGCGGUGGGGUAUCCGCUCCAUGUGGGAGCUUGCUUCCGUGCUCAACUUUUUGAAUGUAUUCAGACCGCUGCUGAAUAUAUCGGUUGAGUUCUCAGCAGAGGAGCUUGAGACGGCGCUGCUGGUGCCGAAUAAUACAUUGGAUGAUAUUCACAUACCGCUGCUAAAGGCUAUACCACCUGUUAUCCGUGUGGCUUUAGGUCGGUCAACUUGGGUUACAGUUUUGUGCAGGAAAAUAAAAGAUUGGUGGCAUUGGGUAGCUGAUGGGGAGAUACCAAUAGCUGCAUCACACGGGGCUGAGGUUGAGGUAUACAAGAAUCUUGAACCGCCAAUUCGAGUGUUGAUUUUAAAAGCUUUAUGUGACAUUCGUGUAGAGCAAGAAGACAUUAGAAAUUAUAUUGACAAUUCUUUGAAACACGGUGUCCAUCUUUCUUUGUUUCGGAAAGAUCGUAUUGGUGGUGAUUCUCUGGGAGUUUCAUACUGGUAUGAGGAUGAUGAAAUAAUAGGUCACCGAUUAUAUCGGGAAAUAAGAAAGGUUGAGGUUAAGAAGGGCAAGGGAAAAACUGUUCCUGCACCUCCUAAUACCUCCUACCAAUGGGAAAUGGUUGCGUCCAAUUUGGAUGAAUUCCAAGAAGUUUCUGACAAACUUCUUGAAAGCAGGAAUAGGACUGAAGUUUCACUGGCAAAGAAGUUAAAAAUAGAUAUUCUGCCAGAGGUUGACAAAAUUCAGAAGAGAAAAGAUCGAUUGUUGAAGAAGCAACAUAGACAAGCUCUCCUUCUCGAUAGCUUUGUGAUUGCUGAUGGGAUUUCUUCUGGAAGGUCCCUGCGUGACAGAAAACCAGUCACAUAUACAUUUGAUGACUAUGAUAGAUCCAUAAAUGAGGCUAUCAAGAUCACAAAGAAAAGGCAAAUAUCUCCAGAGCAAGCUAACAAAAGAGAACCUAUUGCCAAACCGGUGUCCAAUGGCGGGCUGAAUGGUGACUCGCCGACGCCUCAGCACGCAUUUGAUGCGCAAUCACCAAAUCCCAUUGAAUAUGAGGAGACCGAUGAUGAAUUCCAUAGCAGCCCGCUUGAUCGCAGCAACCGAAGAAGGAAAAGACCUCAACGAUAUUCUGCAAAGGAAUUUGUUGAAGCCGUUUCAGAAAAUGAGGCGUAUUUUGACAGCGAUGACGAUAUAGUUGGAGAGGCUGUAUACGACGACGAAUAUCUAAGAAAUAGAAAGCAGAAGGUCUCCAGUAGCUCCGAGGGGGAUGAGGAGUAUCACUGGGAGGAUAAUGCAGAAGACGAGGAAGAAUACGAAGAAGAUGACGAAGAAGAUUCACUGAGUAUCAGUGAAGAUUCAGUCGAGCAUCGCCAGCACAAGAAACUUCGAAGCCGCAGCAGACGUGGAGCAAAAUUGAGAUCGGUAGAUGAACUCCAGAACGGACUCAGGCGAAGCAAACGCUCGACGAAACCACGAAUAAAUUACAAGCAAUACGAACUUUCAGAUACUGAUGCGGAGUCUGAAAAGGCAGAUAAUUCAAAUGUGUCCGAUGCCGCCUCAGAUGCAAUGAAUGAUCUAGAACCGUCAUCCGCUAGUCAUGGUUCACAACAGGACGACGACGACGACGAAGAAGAAGAUGAAGAAAUGAAUGAUGAGAAGAUCGAUCACAUGCAAGUUGAGGAGACUACCAGUGAAGCACCCCAAUCCCAACAACAAGCAAAAGCUGAAAGCCCGGUACACGAAGGCAGCGUACCGAGGAGGCGAUUCUUAGACCUCAACGAGCUCGCUCCUGGAACCGGUUUCGAGGAUGGUCCCAAUUCGAUGAAGGACGAAGAUGAUGACAUUUAGGCGAUUAUAUCCGAAGCGAAGUUCUUCAUAACUCAAAUCUUUUCCAUGUACCCAUUUUUUUCUUCGCAAAGUAGAACACAGGCAGUAGUAAUCAAGGAGGGCUGCAGGGGUAAGAUAACUUAAUUUUGAGACCCCAUCUCCGACAUUCUCGACAGAUCCUGCUCUGAAGUUGGGAUCGAGGUAAAGACAUAAACGGAAUCUGUAGGCCUACUAAGAUCAUCCAAAAAGUCAAUAUGAGAUUGUAAGAAUGUGUGGAAAGGUCAAUGCCUUAUCUUUGUUGUCAGACCAAGUUUGAUUUGUUUCUUGGUCAGACAAAUUGUAGGGAUUUGUGUUAUCCUCCAUGGAUUUACAUCUACACAUUUUGAUGUAAAAUGCCCCCCCCUUCAUUGCCUGCCCAUAACGUGGUACAAAAUCUUACUAGAAAGUUGGGAACAUAUAUUUUAAGGUUCAGGAAUUUAUAUGUGAUUUAUUAAAUACAAGUAUGAGCCUUGUAUUUUAUGCCUUUGUAAGCAUCAACUAUCUAAUUAGAAUUUUAAAGAGUAUUGAGGGUUUUUUUCCUC
Molecule: messenger RNA, 2903 nt
Organism: Phalaenopsis equestris
Lineage: Eukaryota; Viridiplantae; Streptophyta; Magnoliopsida; Asparagales; Orchidaceae
Product: DDT domain-containing protein DDR4
Exons: 12
Coding region: 250-2343 (697 amino acids)
Biological process (GO): regulation of DNA-templated transcription
Cellular component (GO): RSF complex
Source: RefSeq, a predicted model, not a curated record